Molecule: messenger RNA, 2956 nt
Organism: Cyprinodon variegatus (sheepshead minnow)
Lineage: Eukaryota; Metazoa; Chordata; Actinopteri; Cyprinodontiformes; Cyprinodontidae
Product: serine/threonine-protein phosphatase 2A 56 kDa regulatory subunit epsilon isoform-like
Exons: 13
Coding region: 442-1890 (482 amino acids)
Biological process (GO): signal transduction; protein dephosphorylation
Cellular component (GO): nucleus; protein phosphatase type 2A complex; cytosol
Molecular function (GO): protein phosphatase activator activity
Source: RefSeq, a predicted model, not a curated record
CUGCUCCCGUCUAGCAUGUUUCUGCGCUUUUAUGUAAUGUGUGCCAUGGUCCGGACCGAGCUGUGUUGACAAUAGGCUGAGAAGAACCAGCCCUGAUCCCAGAACCAGAGCUGAUCCAGGCUGCAGGUCCGCCGGUUCCGGGGCUCCUCACCGUUACGCUGAGCCCCGCUAACGGGAGUUGAAGCUUUUCCCUUCGGAUGGGAAGCUGUCUGCGGGUUUGGCUGCUUUAGGCCGAGCUCUGCCGCUGGGAGAGGCUGCUUUCAUCGAGCUGGAGGCGGCCGCGCUAGCCUGACAGUUAACCCGCCAGAGGACGGGUCUCAGCCGCAGGGGGAUCAGGGGACUGAGGGGAUCAGGAAGAGGCUCCAGGUUCACGACUCGGAUCGGUGUGUGUCUCUGUCUGGGUGAACCGAGGCUAACGUUAGCCCUGUAUUUACAUCCGGGAUGAUGGGUGAUCGCCCCAGCCCACCCAGGGCCAUGUCCUCUGCACCCACCUCGUCUCCAUCUGUGGACAAAGUGGACGGAUUUUCCCGGAAGUCUGUGAGGAAGGCCAAGCAGAAGAGGUCCCAGAGUUCCUCCCAGUUUCGCUCUCAAGGGAAACCCAUCGAGCUCACGCCGCUGCCCCUGCUCAAAGACGUUCCAGCACCGGAGCAGCCGGAACUGUUCUUAAAGAAGCUACAACAGUGCUGCACCGUCUUCGACUUCAUGGACACGCUGUCCGACCUCAAGAUGAAAGAGUAUAAACGCUCCACCCUCAACGAGCUGGUGGACUACGUGACUGUCAGCCGUGGCUACCUGACAGAGCAGGCCUAUCCUGAGGUGGUCAAAAUGGUAAGAAAGAGCAGCCAUAAUCUGUUUCAGUUGGUUUAUGAAUUCUUCAUCCGGUUCUUGGAGAGUCAGGAGUUCCAGCCCAGCAUUGCCAAAAAGUACAUAGACCAGAAGUUUGUUCUACAGCUGUUGGAGUUGUUUGACAGUGAGGAUCCUCGAGAAAGAGACUAUCUGAAGACGGUGUUGCAUAGAAUCUAUGGGAAAUUCCUUGGGCUGAGGGCUUUUAUACGAAAACAGAUCAACAAUAUUUUUUUACGUUUUGUUUAUGAGACGGAGCACUUCAACGGAGUGGCCGAGCUGCUGGAGAUCCUGGGGAGUAUAAUCAAUGGUUUUGCUCUGCCUCUGAAAGCAGAACAUAAGCAGUUCCUGGUUAAAGUCUUGAUCCCGCUUCAUACGGUCCGGAGUCUGUCCCUCUUCCAUGCUCAAGUAAGGCCACUUUCACUUCUGUCCCGAAGGAAAUGGAAGACCACAGGGACAGUUAUGGUCAUGGACAACCCACAGACCGCCUCCAACCCACAGACCACUCCCAACCCACAGACCACCCCCAAAGACCUGCUGCAGAUGGUCAUCAGGGGAUUACUGAAGUUUUGGCCAAAGACCUGCAGUCAGAAAGAGGUGAUGUUCCUUGGAGAGCUUGAGGAAAUUCUGGAUGUCAUAGAGCCCACGCAGUUCGUGAAGAUCCAGGAGCCGCUUUUCAAACAGAUCUCCAGAUGUGUUUCCAGUCCACACUUCCAGGUUGCAGAGCGAGCUUUGUACUACUGGAACAACGAAUACAUCAUGAGUCUGAUCGAGGAAAACUCCAGCGUCAUCCUGCCCAUCAUGUUUGCCAGUCUGUACAGGAUCUCCAAAGAACACUGGAACCCGGCCAUCGUAGCGCUGGUCUACAAUGUCCUGAAGGCCUUCAUGGAGAUGAACAGCACCUUAUUUGAUGAGCUCACCGCCACCUACAAGUCAGAGCGUCAGAGGGAGAAGAAGAAGGAGAAGGAGCGUGAGGAGCUGUGGAAGAAGCUGGAGGACCUGGAGUUGAAGCGGGGCCUUAGGAGCGACGGGAUCAUCCCCACCUAACGGACGCCACCGCCGCCGCCUCCUCUGCUCCUCAAUCCCUGCCCUGAGCUCCGGUCUCUGGACUCUCAGAACCUCGGGGUUCUUCAUCCGUUUAUUAUGAGUUCUGUUGUUUAGUUUCUCCUGUUUGUGCGACUUCCUUUACUGUAGAUCAUCACAUCUGUUUCCAUGGUUACUGUAAAUAAUUAUCCCUGAACUGAUGAUGAUGCGAACAGAAAAACGAGACGAAUAAAAACGGAGAGAAAGAAUCUAAAGAAAGAAGCAGGAAACUGAGAUGGUAGAUUCUUCAUUUCUGUUUACCCUCCUCCUCCUCUUCCUCUCUCUGCCUGAUCAGAUGAGCUAAUGAACCUCCACGCCGUCUCAGACGACCAUCCUGGGAAAUCAGAGUGUGUUUACAUGCAGAUCUAGGAAUACUGGAGCUAGAUGGUGUAGUUGUUCUAUUUCUCUCUGAGCUCCAGAGGAAAGGAUCAACCAUGGGGGGGUCCUCUUCAUGUGAACACACUCUGAGUAAGGAAUCGAACCAUUGACCCCCUGGGUCUUUAGGAGACCCGUUGGUACUGGUCUGGUACCAGCCUGCCAACAGAUAACCAUGCAAACAGAACUCUGUUCCUGCUGUUUGCCAGCAGGGGGCGCUGCGUGGAAUUCACAGUAUUACAGUGACUAGAACCGAGUUUCUGUUAGAACCUUAGUGUUUGUUUAUGGAGCAGAACCAGAACCAGACGUCUUCUGUUUCCCCUUUACUUCAUUUUGUCUCACUUUAUUCUCUGCUUUUUGGUUUUUAUCUUGUUUUCAAUAUUUUGACAUUUCUGUUCAUUAGAUGUUUGUGUAUAUCUUUGCGGGGGGGUUAGUUCAGAGUGGGAGGGGGGCAUGGAGCAGAUGGAGCUGUUGGGACCUUAGAGAGCAUUCUGCCCCAUCAGAAGCCCUUCCUCCCUGUAGGAUGGAUGUGGUGUAAAACGGCCCGGAUGUAAAAUGAUUUACGACCAGAGAAAAGAUCAAAGGGUUGGAAGAAAAAUGUUUAAUUAUUUUAAAAAUAAAGAGAUAUUAAAUUAAAUCGGUUUGUGAUAAGGAC